Messenger RNA from Naumovozyma castellii, 4773 nucleotides. RefSeq names its product translocase ULS1 (gene ULS1). The transcript has a single exon. NCBI's taxonomy places the organism in Eukaryota, Fungi, Ascomycota, Saccharomycetes, Saccharomycetales, Saccharomycetaceae. The record is from RefSeq and is a predicted model, not a curated record. The coding region runs from base 1 to 4773 and encodes 1590 amino acids.
AUGACCACUGCAAUGCCCACCAUCGAUUUGACGGCAGAAGACUCAGAUGCUGACGAUUUUGAUGUAUUCCAUUCAUUCCCUAGCACAACAUCAAACUCAGCUUCUAACUCAGUGGCUCCUACGACCAAGAAUAUACUAUCCAACAUCUCUAAUGGUAACGAUGAUAUCUCUGAUCACAUGAGCUAUGAAUCUAGUCUAAAUGAUUCUAAUGUCCUAACAAACACAGAGAACCCUAAAGAGAAGCAAGAUGUGACAAAUGAUUUGGAGUCUAGUUUGGACUUAACAGAAGGUAAUACUAGCGGACUAGAUCAUCGCACUGGCAUACCGUCAGAUAUGGUUCCUGAUCGAACUAUAGAAAUGCAUCAGGAGGACCACUCUUCAUCUUUUGAUGAAGUAGAUGGGACCCUUGUAACACCUCAAAAGAACACCUUAUUAACACAGCGGGUUAAUGCUAAUCCAACUGAUGCAUCUGACAAGAUUAUAUCAUUAACAAACAAUGAUAACAAGGUUUUAUCACCACCAGAGAUAAUCUCACCAACACCAUUUUCAGAAACCCAUGAAACUGGUGAUCUUUCAACCGAUCCUAUUGGAACAACCGAUAAUGAGAUCGUACAGACGCAACUCAUAGAAUCAUCCCCAGUUUCUGGAGUUCCCAUCAAUAAGAAAACCUUGAAGAGGCCCUAUAUUCUAAGCAACAUCAGCGAUCAGCCAACAAAAGCAUUACCAUCAUUAUCUACUACACGUCUUCCGAGUCUCCGAUCAAUCGAGGGUAUAUCUGGUGCAUUUAAUGCGGAUAGUGAUAUGGAACUUGAAAGCGUUGAUGAUGUGAGUUCACCGUUAAAGGGAAUGGACCAGAGGAGAAGAAAGAGGAAAUUAAAUGAAAGCUUGGAUAAUACCCAAUUUAAGAAACAAUCGAUACCUCCUCCAAUGAAACAGCUGCCCUUGUUGGUCCCUAAAUCAAUAAAUAAAAAUGAAAUAAUUAUCCUGUCUAGUGAUGACGAUGAUGAAAAGGAAGAAAGAAAAGAUAAUAAUCAUACAUAUAAUGGUAGGCCUGAGAUUAGCAACCAGAAAGAUAAUGUUAAAACCGAACAUCAAGAAAAAAAUAUGAAAACCGAGAUACCGAAUGACAACGAACCAAUCGAUCUAUCUGAAGAUUCUAAUAUGACGAAUAAGAACGUAACUUCCCUAAAUAAACACUUCAAGAAAGAACACACUCAAAGUAAUGGUGAUUUAUCCAAUGUAACGAGCUCCAACACAGAUUUCCCAAAAAUAGAUUACAAUCAGCCGAUGACAGAGGAACUCUACUUUCAAAAUGUCAAUACAAUAAAUAAGAGGGAGGGGGAGCUUUUAAAGCAAUUAAAAGCAACCCAAGAUACUGGCGCCAUACUGAGAAAACGGUUGGAUAUGAGAGAAAAGAAUGUACGAGAAGUCGAAGAUAAAAUAAACUUGAUAAGCAAAUCCAUGAACGUUGGUAAUGGAAACAUCAGUCCAACAAAAAAGAUUAUACUGGAAGAAGCCAAAAGAAAUCUAAUCAUAAUAAGGAAGAAAAGAGAGCAGACAAAAGACAAACUAGACCUAAUUGUCGGCAAAAUCAAAGUUAAUCACGAGAAAUUUAACAACUUUGAAAGGAAGAAAGAAGAGGCGUUACCACUUUUAAAGAAAAAUUUAGAAAUUACGAACAGAAACAGCCAAACUGGAGAGAUUGUUACUGAAAGACGAAAUAUUUUAAAAGAAAAAUCAGAUUUGGAAGCUAUGCUGAAAUCGGGAACUUUAAGCUCAUCAACAUUCCUGGAGCUUAACAGGGAACUAGAUCGAAAACUAAGUGACUUGAACGUUCCAAGAUCUAACAAACCCACUGAACCGGAAUUGCAGAAUAAAAUUCAGAUGGCAAAGAAAGUUGGACCGGACUUAUUUAUAAAGUCGUUAGACACUGCAAAGGCCUUACUUGCUAAGAAUUCUUCUCGAACAGAAUUCAUCAAGCGGAUGCUGUAUUCAAACUUAGACUUAUUGAGGAGCUACAAAGAAUAUUUUGAAGCUAACAAAUUCAUCUCUCGAGAAUUGAGAACAAAAGUAAGAGAAGCGGCGGAGCUGCUUUUCGCCAAUGGUGUAAAGAUGCCCAUCGUUUUUGAAACGCUACAAGAUUAUGGUGUCCACUAUUUGAAGCAAAACAUUCUGGCAGUCGAUAAGCGAGCACAAUAUUUCAAAAGUCUUCAAGUGGCAAGAGAACUGGUUGCCAAUUCGAAUAGACCUCCCGAUGUAAAAUUUAAAAUUUAUGAUUCCUUAAAAGUCUUAGAAGAACUUCGGCUAUCAAUUGACGCUGGGAUCCCCCUUACGUUUGAGUCUAAAAGGAAGGUUAGUACGGCAGUUUUGUCUUUGAAAGAUCAUGGUUUAAAGAUGAAUAAACUAUAUAUGAAUCUUGAAAAAUACGGGAUUGCCAUAACUAGUGAGGACCUAGCAAGGCAACCCAUGUAUUCCCAAAAGAAUGAACCAUAUUCAGAGGUUGGUCAACCUUAUAGCUUGAUGUCACAAGACCCCUGGGGAAUUAUGUCCAAUAAUGGUAAUUUGAACAUCCAGAGAGGUUCUGGUAUAGGGGACAUGAAUGCUUUCAAUUCAGAUAACCAAUUUAGGGUAGCAAAUAUCCUUGCUGGUGAUGACCAAGAACAUAUUAGAGAAUUAUUACAAAAUGUCAAACAAACAGAAUCAGAGAGUGAAGGUGAAACAUUAACUCCCGAAGAUAUGACAGUUAAUUUACUAAAACAUCAAAAAAUCGGUCUCCACUGGUUACUUAACGUGGAAGCGUCUAAAAAGAAAGGUGGUCUACUAGCAGACGAUAUGGGUCUUGGUAAAACUGUCCAAGGUAUUGCAUUGAUGUUAGCUAAUAGAUCUAAGGACCAGGCUUGUAAGACUAAUUUAAUAGUAGCACCAGUUGCAGUUCUGAGAGUUUGGGGAGGUGAAUUGGAGACUAAAAUUAAGAAAGAAGCAAACUUUUCUGCCUUCAUUUACGGUGGUGGUGAUAAGCUGGCAACAUGGAAAGAACUUUCUGAAUAUGAUGCUAUCAUGGUUUCUUACCCCACUUUAGCCAUCGAAUUUAAAAAGCAUUGGCCUGCCUCGUUAGGUAAGGAUCAAAAGCAAUUGCCAGCAAUUCCACAACUUGCUGCAAUGAACUCCUUAAAAAAGAAGGAUGAAUACUUUUCUCCAUUCUUCUGUAACGAAUCGACGUUUUAUAGAAUUAUUCUAGAUGAGGGCCAAAAUAUCAAAAAUAAGAAGACAAGAGCGGCGAAAGCUUGUUGCUCCCUAGAUGCCACAUAUAGAUGGGUUUUCUCUGGGACACCGAUUCAAAAUAGUAUGGAUGAAUUAUACUCAUUAAUUAGAUUUUUAAGGAUUCCUCCCUAUCACAGAGAGGAAAGAUUUAUGGCCGACAUAGGUAGACCUUUCCUUAGAAAGAACGGUAAUUAUGAUGAUUUUGAUAGAAAACAAGCGAUUAAAAAAGUCCAAGUGUUACUAUCUGCAAUCAUGCUUCGUAGGUCUAAGAGCGAUAUGAUAGAUGGCAAACCACUAUUAGAAUUACCUCCAAAGCAAAUUGAAAUUGAUUCCGCUGCAUUAGAGGGAGAUGAAUUGGAAUUUUAUACUGAUUUAGAGGCCAAAAAUAGAAAGUUAGCUGAGAGAUUAUUGAAAAGAAAGGCCAAGGGUAAUUACUCAAGUGUGCUGACGUUGUUGUUACGUUUAAGGCAGGCAUGUGUCCAUUCUGAAUUGGUACUUAUUGGUGAAAGGAAAAGUGAAGGAUCUAAAGUUGCGAAUGGAAAAAAUUUCCAUACAGAUUGGUUACGCUUGUAUGAACUUAUUUUGAGGAUUGGUCCACGAACGAGAAAUGUCAUUGAAAGCUCAAUGGACUCUGCAACGUGUGUUUGGUGUCUAGAGCAGUUAGAACCCGAAUCGACAUCUAUUUUAACGAGUUGUGGCCAUUUAUUGUGUGAUGCAUGUAUCGAUCCCUUCUAUUCUGAACAAUCUACUCUUCCCACUGCUAAGCUAACAGAUAAUGGUACUAUUAAUAUGCCUUGUAAAGAAUGUGAUAGGUUGACCAAUGAAAAAGAUGUUGUAUCGUAUAGAUUAUAUGACCAAGUUAUUAAUCAGCAGUUUACGAGGCAAGAUCUUCGUAAUGAAUUCGAACGUGAGAUGCAAAUACAAAAAGAGAAUGCAAGAAAUGUUGCAGCAACAGAUCUAGAGAAGUUAGAACCAUCUCGAAAAAUGAUUCAAUGUAUGGACGUAAUUAAGAAAGUAUUUGAGAAUUCAGAUACCGAAAAGAUUAUUAUAUUUUCUCAGUUCACAUCUUUCUUUGAUAUUUUUCAACAUUUUCUGGAAAAAUUAUUGAAGGUCCCCUACUUGAAAUACACUGGUGCCAUGACUGCACAACAGAGAGCAGAUGUUAUUACUAAAUUCUAUCGUCAAGCAAAUGAGAGAAUCUUACUUAUUUCGAUGAAGGCAGGUAAUUCGGGAUUAACCUUAACAUGUGCCAAUCAUGUUAUCAUUGUAGACCCUUUUUGGAAUCCUUAUGUAGAGGAACAAGCCCAAGACCGUUGUUAUAGAAUUAGUCAAACGAGAGAGGUUCAUGUUCAUCGUUUAUUUAUUAAAGAUUCGGUUGAAGAUAGAAUUGCGGAGUUGCAGGAGAAGAAAAGAGAGAUGGUUGAUGCAGCCAUGGAUCCAUCUAAAUUGAAAGAAGUUAAUAGACUAGGUGCCAGAGAACUAGGGUUCUUAUUCGGCUUGAAUUCUCUUUGA